AACAACAACAACAACAACCGAUAUAUCAUUCUCUCCCGUUUCGGUUGGAAAGACAGCUCGAAUACAGCUAAAUUUACAGUACAUUGACGAGAGCACAGGAUUGACUAAUAGAUGUUUAGGUCACUUGCGAAAACAUUAAGUGGAUAGGCCCCAUGAUCAUCAUUAAGGAAGUCAAAUCUGCCGAUUGAAAGUGUCAUCAAAUAGAAGAAAACGUGAAAAAAGACAUCCUUAAUGCCAAGUACUGCCAAAAAUUAAAAAAUUGUAUGUCGGCUGAUCGCUUGGCUUAACCUUAUUCAGUGAAUCCUGACGAGAGCAUAACCAGGCCUUUAACCUUAUUCAAUGAACCCUGCGUUCUAAUAGGAAUAGUACAGCUAAUCUUUGAGUGCCAAAGUCCCAUGCAAUUUAUGCAUAUCAAAUCGAAUAACCGUUUUUCGGAUACCGGCGACCGCUUUAACCCAGCGUAGUCCAUAGCGUAGGGGAGCUGAAGUAACUGGACAAAAAAAUAAACAAAACAAUUUCCCCUGCCACCCAACGACUUUUGCAAAGUUUAAUGUUCCAGCCGACAGAAAGAUGUAUCCUUUAAGUUCUCAGAAAAAGUAUUGGACAUUCUCUAAUCUGGAUCAGUUAAAUGACUUGCGAUUGAAACGGAACCAAAAAUUCAUUGAAACUCAUGGAGCACAAUUGAAUGAGCAACAGCGCCAGGAACUAUUUCUCGAUGCAACAGAGGAACAUUUACUGCUUAAACAAUAUGAAAUUUAUUUAAAUGAUUUUUGCCGAAGGUUUGAGCCGGCCAUGCCUAAAUGUGUGGUGGGGACUGCCAUUCAUUACUUCAAAAGAUUCUUUUUACACAAUUCUGCCAUGGAUUACCAUCCCAAGGAAAUAUUGGCCACUUGUGUUUAUUUGGCUUGUAAAGUUGAGGAAUUCAAUGUGUCUAUUGGUCAAUUUGUGGGCAAUAUCAAAGGAGAUCGCAACAAAGCUAUGGACAUUAUUUUAUCAAAUGAGUUGCUGCUAAUGCAACAUCUGAACUAUUAUUUAACCAUUCACAAUCCAUAUAGACCUGUAGAAGGAUUUUUAAUAGAUAUAAAGACUCGCAGUUCUAUGAUAAAUCCUGAACGUCUACGUCCUCACAUAGACAGCUUCAUCGAGAAGACGUUCUUCACAGAUGCCUGCCUUUUGUAUGCACCCUCGCAGAUAGCAUUGGCGGCCGUAUUACACGCUGCCGGUAGAGAACAAGAAAAUCUUGAUAGUUAUGUUACAGACAAUUUACUGAAUGGUGCCAGAGAAAAGUUACCGGCUCUGAUAGAAGCUAUAAGAAAAAUCCGUAUAAUGGUCAAGCAGUAUGAGCUACCUCUUAGGGAUAGAGUUAAAUUAAUCGAAAAGAAAUUGGAAAAAUGCCGAAAUCAAGAAAACAAUCCAGAUAGUGAAAUUUACAAAGAGCGAAUGCGUAAAAUGUAUUGCGAUGAUGAACUGGAAGUAGCUGAAGACACAUCCUAUUAUUUAGCAGAUUCCAGUGCGGACAUGUCUGCUUUGAAUAUGAGCCAAUAGUUGUGGAGAAUGUGUUUGCCUAGUUUUGUUUUUUUUUUACAUCCAAUUUUUAUGAAGGCAAUAAAUAUGUUGACAAACAAAAAUGUA
Molecule: messenger RNA, 1632 nt
Organism: Stomoxys calcitrans (stable fly)
Lineage: Eukaryota; Metazoa; Arthropoda; Insecta; Diptera; Muscidae
Product: cyclin-H-like
Exons: 6
Coding region: 571-1545 (324 amino acids)
Biological process (GO): DNA-templated transcription; regulation of transcription by RNA polymerase II; regulation of cyclin-dependent protein serine/threonine kinase activity
Cellular component (GO): transcription factor TFIIK complex; nucleus
Molecular function (GO): cyclin-dependent protein serine/threonine kinase regulator activity
Source: RefSeq, a predicted model, not a curated record